Bombyx mori (domestic silkworm) is the source of this 514-nucleotide messenger RNA. It is a transcript of the gene RpS13, whose product is annotated as ribosomal protein S13. Lineage: Eukaryota; Metazoa; Arthropoda; Insecta; Lepidoptera; Bombycidae. Gene Ontology annotation, cellular component: nucleolus; cytosolic small ribosomal subunit; ribosome. Gene Ontology annotation, molecular function: small ribosomal subunit rRNA binding; structural constituent of ribosome. The record is from RefSeq and is marked provisional. Gene Ontology annotation, biological process: translation.
UUGUCAGAUCGGCGAUUUAGUAAAAAGCCGCAAACAUGGGUCGUAUGCACGCUCCUGGUAAGGGUAUCUCCCAGUCGGCGCUGCCUUACCGCCGCAGUGUCCCUACCUGGUUGAAAUUGACUGCCGACGAUGUAAAGGAACAAAUUUACAAACUUGGAAAGAAGGGUCUCACUCCCUCACAAAUUGGUGUAAUGCUGAGGGAUUCACAUGGAGUUGCCCAAGUAAGAUUCGUAACUGGCAAAAAGAUCCUCCGUAUCAUGAAGGCAAUGGGUCUAGCUCCUGACUUACCGGAGGAUCUUUACUACCUGAUCAAGAAAGCUGUUGCAAUGAGAAAGCACUUGGAACGCAACAGGAAAGACAAAGACAGCAAAUUCAGGCUUAUUUUAGUAGAGUCCAGGAUUCACAGACUGGCCCGUUAUUACAAAACUAAGAGUGUGCUUCCUCCUAACUGGAAAUAUGAGUCUAGCACUGCUUCAGCUCUUGUGGCUUAAGUUUUAAUAAAUAAUUUAAAAAA